Oryzias latipes (Japanese medaka) is the source of this 3450-nucleotide messenger RNA. RefSeq names its product zinc finger and BTB domain containing 41 (gene zbtb41). Gene Ontology annotation, molecular function: DNA-binding transcription repressor activity, RNA polymerase II-specific; RNA polymerase II cis-regulatory region sequence-specific DNA binding; protein binding. The record is from RefSeq and is a predicted model, not a curated record. Gene Ontology annotation, biological process: regulation of cytokine production; negative regulation of transcription by RNA polymerase II; regulation of immune system process. Gene Ontology annotation, cellular component: nucleoplasm. NCBI's taxonomy places the organism in Eukaryota, Metazoa, Chordata, Actinopteri, Beloniformes, Adrianichthyidae.
AUUUCUGUGUCCAGCCUGUCCGGUGGGGCGUUGCAGAUAUUCAGGAAAUUGUUUUUCCUCCUUUUGUUUCGUCGGUAUGUUUUGAUAACGUUGGAAAAAAAAUAACUAUGUGAUGGCCUCACGUGCGUUUUGGGUAAGAACAUGCCCGUCACGUGACGAUAACGGGUUGUUAAAUGGUGGUGGAAUGGGUUAAUUUAUUGCUGCAUUUCAAAUGCUCAAGUUAUGAAAAAGCCAUCGCCCCGUCCCAACCAAGUGUGGCAGGAUGAGCAGCAUUAACCUCCCAGUGGACCCAUCCUCUGACGGGACAAACGCCCACACUUCAUACCCGUUACCGCCACAAGACAGACACCUCGCCAUGCCCCAUCACAGCCACAGCCUCCUGAAGUUUUUGAACGAGGACCGGACCCGGCAGAAGUUCUGCGAUGUCUCCGUGGUGGUGGGUGGGAAGGUUUACAGCGCCCACAAGGUGGUGUUGGCUCAUGGCAGCAGCUACUUCCACGCAGAACUGUCAAAGAGCUCUGCUGCGACGGCUCAGGUGACUUUGGACCACGUGGAGGAUUCAGUUUUCCAGCUUCUGCUGGGGUUCCUGUACACUGCGGAGUGUGUUGUGGCUGAAGCAGAUCUGCCUGCCCUCACUGAGGCAGCCCGGUUUCUGAACAUGAUGGAUGUACUGAGGCUGGUCUGUGAAGAAAGAGGGACCAACUCUGUCGGAGUGAUUCAUACUCAAGCUGAGAUGAUGGAGAUCUCUGGGAAGGCAGUUAUUUCCAGUGACUCCACAGGAACUGACACCAACGUUCAGUGCCCACCUGAAGAAAAAAAUGCUUUUUUCAACCAACAGUUUCACACUGACACCUCCUUGGAGAGCAGUUUGGCUCCUUGUGCAAUUGUGGCCCCAGCUGAGGAUGCACAAAAAGCAGAAGAGAAAGGGGUGACCACUCGAAGAUCAGCUCGAAGGAGAAGAGCACCCACCAAAUAUAAAAGAGACAACAUAAAGUCCUCCAUCACAACGUCUGAAGAAAAAGAAAAAAGUGCAACACCAAGGCGGGAAGAUGAAGAACGAGUAGAAGAAGACCUGGUGUUGGAGAGCUCGACGCUGCUGCUGGUUGGGAAUGAGAGCUCCGAACAAACCCGGGGGAGCGACGAAAUCCACGAGGAUGGAGAAGAUGACAUGCAGAGGGAGAUGAACUCUGGAAAUGUUGCUCAGAAGAGCAUUGAUGAGGUAAAUGACGCAAACAGAAGCCUCCAGGCUGUGGAGGAGCCAGGAGGGCUCGUGUCUGCAGCGGGAAGCUCUAACCGCACAUCGGCAUAUCCUGAGGGGCUUGAUCCAGUCAUCAUCCAGACCUCCAACAAGAAGACGCUCAAGUGCCCCAAAUGUGACAAGACGUUUGACCGCGCAGGUAAAUAUGAGAGUCACACCAGAGUGCACACAGGGGAGAAGCCAUUCCAGUGUGACAUCUGCCUCCAGUGCUACUCCACCAAAUCCAACCUGAACGUCCAUAAGAAGAAGCACACCAGUGAUGCUUCCUUCCCAAAGAAGGAGCACAAGUGUCCCUUCUGCAACAAACUCCACGCCAGCAAGAAAACGCUGGCAAAGCACGUCCGGAGGUUUCAUCCGGACUGCACUCAAGAGUUUUUGAACAAGAGGAAGAGGAAAAGUGCAAGCUGGGAAUGUUCUGUCUGCUCAAAGACCUUCAGCCGGAAGCCUCAUCUGCAGGAGCACAUGAUCCUGCACACCCAGGACCGGCCCUUUAAAUGCUCCUUCUGUGAUGAAUACUUCAAGUCCAGGUUUGCAAGGCUGAAGCACCAGGAAAAGUUUCACUUAGGUCCGUUUCCAUGUGAGAUCUGUGGGCGCCAGUUUAACGAUUCAGGAAACAAAAAGAGGCACAUCGAGUGCACACAUGGAGGGACACGAAAAUGGACCUGCUUUAUUUGUGGGAAAUCAGUAAGAGAAAGGACGACCUUACGGGAACACCUGAGGAUCCACACAGGAGAAAAACCUCACUUCUGUAGUAUUUGUGGUCAAAGUUUUCGUCACAGCAGCUCGUACAGGCUGCAUCUGAGAGUGCACCGUGACGACAAGCGCUACGAGUGCAACGAGUGUGGAAAGACGUUCAUACGUCACGACCAUUUAACAAAACAUCAAAAAAUUCACUCUGGGGAGAAAACACACCAAUGUGAAGAAUGCGGGAAAUGUUUCCGGCGUCACGAUCAUCUGACGGUUCACUACAAAAGUGUUCAUUUGGGAGAAAAGGUUUGGCAAAAGUAUAAAACUGCAGUGCACCAGUGCGAGGUCUGUAAGAAAGAAUUUAAAGGAAAGUCCAGUCUAGAGAUGCACUUCAGAACCCAUUCUGGUGAGAAACCCCACAGAUGUCCAGAAUGUCAUCAGACAUUUCGCAUCAAGAAGACGCUGACGAAGCACAUGGUGAUUCACUCAGACGCCCGGCCCUUUAACUGCCCCCACUGUAGCGCCACCUUCAAGAGAAAAGACAAACUCAAGUACCACGUCGACCACGUACACAUCGCCCGCUUUACGGAGCAGCCGGUCGGCAUGGACAAACCCGCCUCCGCUCCUUUCCAGGAACCCUCUAAGGGUUACGAAAGUGAACCAAAGGCGUCUCUUCAGAGCACCCCUUCAAAUGUCUGCAUACCCGUCACUUUAGUCCCCGUGUCCGUGGCAGGGGCGGCGCAGGGAGACGCGCACGCUCACAGGGCCUCAGCUCUCUCCUCCUCGUCGUACAGUGUGGUCAGCAUCCCGGCUCAGGCACAGCAGCAAAACUCUGGCUACCAAGCCACCACAGACCUGGCCUUUUUGGAGAAGUACACCCUCACCCCUCAGCCCGCCAACAUUGUUCACCCGGUUAGGCCCGAGCAGAUUUUGGACCCUCGAGAGCAGUCGUACUUGGGCACACUGCUGGGACUGGAUUCAGCUUCCUUGGUACAAAACAUUUCUAGCUCGGAUCAUGCCCACUGACACGCCCCCCCCAUCCCUACCCCGAACCUAAAACCUAAAAAACUGUGAAGCUGAACACAGAAAGCUUUUCAGUCCUACGCAAAAACGGCAAAAUCUGGAACUGAAUUACAAAUGCUGAGCUUCAAAGUAUUUAUUUUGAAGGACCUCCUUUUUUUUAAAAGCAUCUUAUUGUUAUCUAAUAUGUUGUUUUUAAGCAUCAACUUAAGUAUGAGCCAAAUUUACAAUCAUAAUCUUAAAACUAUCUGAUGAAGUAAAUGGAGCUGCUGUCUAAAAUCAGAUGAAAUAACUUUAGUUUUAGUACACAAAUACACAAAGGAGGAGGAUCUGUUCUGUAAAAUAUUUAAUUAAUAAAAACAUUUUAAAUUAAUCUAUUUUUUUCUUUAAAUUUGAAGUUUUUAAAAAGUAAAAGACAAAUGAUUUGAUGCCAUCUGUAUGAGCCUUUAUUUGCUUGAUAUGCUGGUGCAGCUAACAAAAAAAAA